Molecule: messenger RNA, 4523 nt
Organism: Setaria italica (foxtail millet)
Lineage: Eukaryota; Viridiplantae; Streptophyta; Magnoliopsida; Poales; Poaceae
Product: putative disease resistance protein RGA3
Exons: 7
Coding region: 2733-4250 (505 amino acids)
Molecular function (GO): ADP binding
Source: RefSeq, a predicted model, not a curated record
UUAUGCAAUACAACCCCUCGCUGCACGUACAUGGUUCAGCACUCCCGGACCACCGCUACGGCAACCCAGCCGAGGCAAUGCCGCCGCCAUGCCUCCACUCGCCAUGCCACCGUACCUCCACCUCCGUUUCCAUCGCCGCCCUCCACCGCUGCGCACGUGACGCGCGCCUGCACCUCUCUGCCGACGCCGCGCGUCCGCUUGCCAUUCCAUCGCCACAUGGCUUGCAGGGCGCUCCUCCUGACUGCGCGUACUUCCCGACCGCGCACCUCCCGGCCGCUACGCGCCUCCCGGCUACGCGCUCCUCCUGGCCGCGCUCCUCCCGACCGCCGCGCGCUCUCCCGACCGUGCUCCUCUUGGCCACCGCGCGCUCCUCCCGGCUGCCGCAUUUCUCUCUCGGCCGGCGCUCCUUCCUUUGCCCACGCCGGCUGCCCAGCCUUCAUCCGCGCGCGACCGCCACCCACCGAGAAUCCGCUGGCAGCCGGGGUGCACCUGGAGGAUGACCUCGUCGGCGACUCGCGUGAGGAAGAUGUCCGCAGCAAACUGCCGCUAAUCGACAGCUCCAUGGUCGCAAGCUGCCGCUGCCGCCGCCUGGUCGCGCUGCGCCGGGACGCGCUGUGGACGACGGAUCUGGGGCGGGGAGGCCGGAUCCAUCCACGGCAGGGCCGGAUCCGGGCCGCCACCUGGCACCUUGCGUCGUCCCGCCCCGGCGUCGUCCUCGAGGGUCGCUGGCCUGCCCCGCCACCACCGUCCUCGGGAGCUGUCCGAGCUUCCGGCGACUCCUCCAGCGGCAGCGAGGUGGGCACGAGGGGCGGUGGGGGAGGUCUGACGACGGCGAGAGGCGCCGCCCGUGUCGCCCGCGGGGAGGGCGAUGCGGGGCCGAGCAGGAUGUACAAAUACAAUUUCCUUUCUACUGAAGCUAGUUUGCAAUAUCUGGCAAAUUUUGGGUCCUGUCUUUCCAUAUGUAGCAUACAAUCAAAUAUGGAAGGUCUUCCAACAUACUAAGAGCUGCUGAAGGUGAUAAGUGAAUAUUCUGAAUAUGUUCCUUCUGGCUGCGAUGAUGUUUCUACCUCUACCAUCCAAGAACUAUUACCGAAUUUGGACCUUUAUAUCUGUCCUAAACAAAAGGUCAUCUGUCUGAAGAGGUUUGGUGAUUUAUGUAUGUCCUGCUUCAUUUUGCUUCUACCUUUCAGUUUCCAUUUUAAGAGGAGUGGUAGCCUAGCCCUGUCAGCUGUGUGCAUCUAUGUAACUAGCUCUUUGGCUAUUCUGUAUGAGGUUGUGUAUUGAUCGCUCUUUAAGGUAAAUCCCUUCUAUAUUUUGCAGCUGCAAACUUACAAGUAAAUUUUCAAGGUAGAUUGUUUCGCUAGAGUUUCAAAUCAAUGAAUUCAAGUCACCGACAGUAAGGGUAUCGCAUUAACUUUAUGCCUUACGCUCAUGUCAGUAUGUGCUGUGUGACUAGAGCCAAUAUCUGCGUGAACCUUUGCUGCAAUUUUGUCUACAUCGAUGUUAAGAAACAUAUUGUGAGGCGCCCUAAACGCAGCUGGCUAAGUGCCCAGCGUCAUUGUCACACAUGAUCUAUUCUCAUGAGUCAUAAACACUGAAAUUCAUACAACAUCAUGAAAAAUGGCACACGAAGCAGUUAACCGUUCGAUGAAUGCAGCAUCCACUUCCGCACCGAACCGGUCGCCGGAGGGGACGGGGAAUGGAAGAAAUCGGCGGUGGAAGCGACUCGCUCCCCUUUCGCCCUUUCUCAACUGCAGUAGCGGAAGUUCGGCACUGCACGGCGGCGCCCCUCCCUUGUCAAAAUCCAAAUGUCAGCGGCUUCGGCUUCGGCUUCGGCUUCGCACUUCGCGGACACGAUCCAUGGCGGCGGUGCCUAAAUAAAACCUCUUAGGCCCAUCUGCCUAAAUAAAUCCCAUCACGGGCCAGAGGCCCAAGUCACCGAUCUCCCUCCGUCCCAUUUAGGCUGAUGGGCUAAAAACGUCUCAUUCUGGGCCCGUGAUAGGACUUAUUUAGGCUGAUGGGCCGAAAUAAGCCCCAUCAGUUCCGUCCCCAAGUCUCGCGUUCAGUUCCGUUCCGUCCCACUCCCUACCAUCACCAGUUCACCACCACCACGAUGACCGCGACCGCGAGCUUCGUCGGCUUCGGAGGCCGAGGGCUGCAGGUGCUCGCGAUCGCCUGGUGUUCGCGGCGGCACAUGCUCCCGCGACCUGAGUUCCUCCCGCUCGGUUUCGUGGGCCGCGCGCUGGAGCACGCCCGCGAGGCCGGCGCCGCUAUCACGACGACGGGGCUUCGAGCAGAUCUCGCUUGCGUCGCCGGCCCGCGGCUCCCCACCUGAUCUCCGCCUUACAUGUCGCCGGGGCGGCCGAUGGACCCACGCUGCUCUUCCACUACGGGGCUUCGCCUUCGCUGCCAGCCUUCCACGGGCGGCACACCUCAGUACCUCACGACGGCCAACCCACGCUCCGUCCUCUUCUGGCAGCUGAUUACGUAUCAGCCCUAAGCAUGUCAGGCUAAAACAGCGCCACUUGAUCUUCUGUUCUCUUUCUCCACACAAGUAUUCUUACUAGAACCUGAGGGCUGAGGCUGAUCUAGAUGGAUCACAAUUGCAGAACAGAGGCAGGAUAAUCAAGACAGCUUAACCGUGGAAGCAACAGGCCCUGGGCCAUUAAUAAUGGACAGUGCCAUCGUGGAAACUUUUGUGUCUUCAUCGCCACCGUGCAAUUGCAAAUGCAAUGGAUCAACAAGAAAAGGAAUUCCCUAUGACCGGUCAUUUAAGUUUCAGAAUGGAAACAUUCGUUUCUGCAAUUCUUGGCGAUCUCCUCAGUCGAUCAAUAUCUUUCGUCAUCGACAGAUGCUACAGGCAGCAGAAGGGUGUGGAGGUCUACCUGCUGCAGCUGCGCCAUGUCCUGCUGCGCAUCAAGGCCACCGUGGAAGAGGCUGAGGGACGGCACAUCACAAACCAAGCGAUGCUCUGGCAGCUCCAGGUACUGAGAGAAACGAUGUAUAAAGGCUGCUACCUGCUUGAUACCUUCACAUACCGGAUACUGCAGGAACAGGGGGAGAUUGAUCAGUGUGGUAGUCAAUCCUUUGCCUUAUCCAAAUUCAGUUCAGCCAAGCGCUUCUGCUUCUCUAACAGGAGGAUAGGCGCGAUAUUUCAAGGUCAUGGGGUGGAGGACGUUCAGAAGAUGCUAGGAAACAUGCAUAGCAUCAUCGACGAUAUGGCAGAGUUCAUUAUAUUCUUGAAAUCCUAUCCUCCCAUCAUUCGCGAGCCCUAUAGCAAGUACUUGUUUAUGGAGAAGUGCAUGUUUGGCCGCCAGGCAGAGAUGGAGAAGAUCAUCAGAUUCUUGUUGCAGCCAGAGCCUCCAGGCGCAAAUAGUUUGCAAGUACUUCCGAUAAUUGGUCCACCGAGAGUUGGCAAAAGCACCCUUGUUGAGCAUGUCUGUUACGAUGAGAGGGUGCACAAUCACUUUUCCUCAAUAAUUCUGUGCAGCGGAGACCCUAGUGCUCCAGAAGGCAGUGAUGUCGUCAAGAAGCAAAGUCAUGGCUCACAUGGAAGAUCACUUAUUGUCAUGGAGCUUGCUGAGGAUUUGGUUCUAGGCGACAGGCAAUGGAGAAAGCUGUACUCUUCAAGCCACAUGCCACUUGGAAGUAAGGUCAUUAUCACAAGCAGAACAGAGGAUAUCGCGAAACUCGGUACAACGGGAGCUAUUAGACUGAAAUAUCUGACUCAAGAAGCUUACUGGUAUUUUUUCAAGGUAAUGGCCUUUGGAAGCACAGAUCCCGAGGUGGACCCGGAGCUAGCAUCAAUAGCAAUGGAAAUUGCAGCAGAGCUUGAUGGAUCUUUCUUGGGCGGAAAUGUCAUCAGUGGCAUUCUAAGAGCUAAUCAACAUGCGCAAUUCUGGCGCAAGAUCCUUAAGUUGCAGAGAGAUUAUGUACAGUGGCAUCUCCUCCUCUUUGGUGAACAUCCACACACUCUUCUUCAGAAAAAACAGACUGCGUAUGUUUGGAGUCUGUCCAACAAUUCCUUGAGGUUCAAAGUUCUUUGUUUUAAAACACAUUCUCCUCUGAUUGAUGUUCCAAAGACAACGUUGUAUGAGUUCCAAGCAAGAAAUCCAGAAGUUCAUAGGGAGCUGGAAGUCCUGGUGUGGAAAUCUCGCAUACCCCCGUACCACAGCUACACUAUGAGGUGUGAGUUGGAGGCAUCACAAGACACGAUGGCUAAGAAGAAGCGACCUCACUCAACGGUGUGAUUCAGCUCACCUGCAAAUAAGAAUACAACCUCACUGUUCAAUUCAUCGGUGGCUUUCAUUGUUGGGAUCAAAAGCCAAAUAUGAACGUUAGUCUUUUUUGAAGUAGUCUUUUUUCCGUAACUUCCUAUCAAAUAGCAUGCACACUGUUAUUCCUACUUAUGCAGAUCAAUAUACGUGUAAUCUUGCAUUUUGCUGGCUGUAGUCUGUACGCAGCAUUUUAUAACAUACAGUAGGUCACAAGACGCUCAUAAAAAAAAAUAUAUUCAGCGGUCA